CUCCUCUGUCUCCCGCUCAUCUUUUCAUUGCUUGCUCCUCUCCUUCGCGCAGACACCCCGGACCUCCCCUGGGCGCCAGCUCCUCGGCUCCAACGGGUCCAGAAACAAGUCGGAUUUUUUUUUUUCUUUCUGGAAAUUGGCUUUGGUGUGUUUCCCUACCUCCCUCCUCCCUCAGCUAGCCCCCCUCCUUUUUUUUUUUUUUUUUUUUUUUUUUGAGACAUGGCCCGGGCAGUGGCUCCUGGAAGAGGAACAAGUGUGGGAAAAGAGAGAGGAAACCGGAGCUAAAUGACAGGAUGCAGGCGACUUGAGACACAAAAAGAGAAGCAUUUCUCUGGCAUCAAGGCAUUGCCUCGCUGCCCUCUUUUCUCCAAGACGGACUGAGGAUUUUACAGCUCUAGGCGGAGUUGAAGCUCUUCAGAUUGUUUAGAUUCCCCCUUUGCUCUAUUUUCCCCGCACGUUCUCGUUCUCCCGCUUCUGCCUGGGGAUCCGGCGAAGGGAGAAUGGAGAGGGGGCUGCCGCUCCUCUGCGCCGCGCUCGCCGUCGCCCUCGCCCCGGCCAGCGCUUUUCGCAACGAUAAGUGUGGCGAUACGAUAAAAAUUGAAAGCCCCGGGUACCUUACAUCUCCUGGUUAUCCUCAUUCUUAUCAUCCAAGUGAAAAAUGUGAAUGGCUGAUUCAGGCUCCCGACCCAUACCAGAGAAUUAUGAUCAACUUCAACCCUCACUUUGAUUUGGAGGACAGAGACUGCAAGUUGGUCCACAUGACUCCUGGUCACUGUUGAAGGUUGCAGUUGAGAUUCUACAAAUGGGGCACAAUUCUUACAGUCUUUUGUGAAGUCUGCAAGAAGAGUCCACAGCUUUAAUUUAAAGUUAAAAUUCCCUACAAAAAUAGAAAAUGCCAAUAACCCUUGGAAGAACAAAUUCAUAGACUUCAAAAUUUUAUGUUGA
Messenger RNA from Leptonychotes weddellii (Weddell seal), 945 nucleotides. NCBI's taxonomy places the organism in Eukaryota, Metazoa, Chordata, Mammalia, Carnivora, Phocidae. The record is from RefSeq and is a predicted model, not a curated record.